GUUGAGGUCUGGCUUCAAAAUUGCCAUUUCCAGCGAUGCUUCCGCAGGUGCUUGCGAGGAGUGCUAUUCGGUGCGCUAGGAAUCUGGAGACGUUUCGAGUUGUCAUCUCGCAAGGAUCUGUACGAGCAUCUUCUACAACAGUGGCUCAAGAAACAUCAUAUAAUCCUGAUGCUGAGAUGAUAGCGCAUGAGCAAAGUCUUCCGCCACAACCACAGGAGACGGAUUAUGAGAAGCAGCUAGAAGCAUUGAUGCCAUCCGAGAACGUCUGGAAAUUGGCGCCAUUCAAACAUCAUAAGAAAAUGAGAGAUAUCGUUAAUGAAUUGGAGAUCUACGCAUACAUGGGGACCUAUGUUCCGCAGUCUCUAUCUGAUGAUGAUUGGUAUCGAAUGCUGAAUACGACUGAAACUGUUGGCGAUAGAGUGUCUUUUCUCGAAUAUCUUGCCAUAAAGCAAAGACGACAGGAAAAGGAUAAACAGAGAAAGAGUUCAAGACAAGAACGUUUCUUAACACAGCUGGAACAAGAGAGAGCAAAGUUUAUGCGUGGUGAAAUGGGCUAUGGACCAGAUCUCUAUCAAUUGGUGCAUAAUCCUCUGCGUAAUAGAAAGAAGGUGCACGUCGCGCAAGGCGCACGAAUGGUGUCGGCUAUGCGUUGCGAAGAGCGUCCCAAAAUUGCGCUUGAUCUGCAGUACAUGUUCAAAGAAAAGCAACGAGUUCAAGCUGAAUUGGGGAAUCAAAUGCAGUAUGUCAUAAGUGAAAACCUCGACUCUAGAACACCAUUACAUCUGAGCUUUGUAAAUUUUCCCAACACUGAUGACUCACAAAAAUGGCUAGAGAAGUCUGUCGGUUUUUACGGAGGUUUGUACACGCACCAGACGGUUCUGCCCGAUUUCACACAUAAAGGAGUCCGGGAGACAUUCCCGGAUAAAGAAGUUGUUUAUAUCUCAAGGCAUGCGAGAGACGUUAUUGACGGACCCUUGAAUGUUGGCGCUAUCGCUUUGUGCGUGACUAUGGAUACAGCAAGAGAAGCUCUCGGAGCGGCUAGACGUGGUCGAAUGCGAGCUGUUAGGCUUCCGAUAAAGAAAUACGUAAAAUGGCAGCAAGGUCCUAUGUAUUUGCCCUUCCCGAACAUCCUGCGCAUCUUCCGUCAUGUUCAUAGAAGUGGCGGUGAUUGGGAGACAGCUCUAUUGAAUAAUAUUAGCAAACGCCAUCUCAUGUCUCCUGAAGAAAAAGAAGCUCAAGCGCAAGUCGAGAGGACUAGCCGUAGAAAGCAACGACAACGCGAAAAGAUGGAACUUAUCAAGACCAUAUGUGAGGCCACAGGGCAUCGCUAGUCAAGUAGCUUCAACAUAGUAAUUAUUGUGCCUAGUAGUUUUAUCCAAUUUUCUGUUACUUUUAUUAUUUCUCUUGUGAUAUACUUCAUGUUUUCAUGAUAAUUCUUUUGUCGAUUUCGCCAUUUACGCGUGGAAGACUGACUAACAUUGUGUUUUACGAGUGAUGUUCACCUCACUAGUGCCAAAGCUAUUCGCUCCAUCUCAAGAUAGUGCAAGAACUUAGAAUCGCUAGUGUACUCUCAGGAAAACGACCAGUUGAUAAAUUUGUAAUCCUCAGCAUCAGUGCAGAAAUCGCUUUGUAAAUUAUACAUUGAAAUAAAAAUGGAAC
Molecule: messenger RNA, 1659 nt
Organism: Cylicocyclus nassatus
Lineage: Eukaryota; Metazoa; Nematoda; Chromadorea; Rhabditida; Strongylidae
Source: the annotation of a GenBank genome assembly